Messenger RNA from Meloidogyne enterolobii, 1767 nucleotides. Lineage: Eukaryota; Metazoa; Nematoda; Chromadorea; Rhabditida; Meloidogynidae. The record is from the annotation of a GenBank genome assembly.
AUGAGUUUAUCAUCUUUAUUUCGAAAAAUUGGUUUUAUAGUUGGCAAAAGGCCCAAAACUUUUUUUUUAACAAAUUUAUUUUUAUUCCUCCCAUCAUUAUCUUAUUAUUUAAUUAAUGACAUUAAAGUCGAAACUGAUGUAAGGAGAGGGUUUUCUCCAAAAAAUGGAAGGGCAACAAGUGAAUCGAAGGCAUUUGCUGAAUUCUAUGAUGUUUCUAUAGACGGAGUAGAUCUUGUUUUAAUCUUUUUGGAACCAAAAACUUUAGACAAACGCUUAAUCAUGAAUGAUAAAUUGCUUUCAGAUGUGGAGAUUUUAGAUCGUUAUAUAAAAGAACUUUCUUUGGAAAUUAAUUUUGAGGGGCUUUCUGAAGGAAAUAAUGUUAGUCAAAGAGUUACCAGCAAAGGUGAUAUGAAUUAUCUUUUUCACGCAUUUAAAUGGGCAUAUCAAUUACAAAGUACAUCGCUUUUAUUAACCUCAAAAUUAAAUAGACAAAUUAAUUUGGACUUUCCAAUAUCUCAAAUUUAUGGUUUUGAUGUUCUCUUGGAUUCUCAUUUUUUUGGUGUUAAAUUGAGACAAGGAAAUAAUUCAGAAAAGUUUCCUUCAAAUAUUGAAUCUGUGGAAACUAUUGGAAUUUAUUAUUUACUUGAUGGAAACAAUAAAAAUAAAAAUCAAAUGGAAAUACUAAAUAAUUUGGAAUUAAAAUUGUUUAAUAAUAUAAAUAAUGGAGAUUUAAAUAAUUUAACUUUCAAAGUUUUAAUUUAUACUGAUCAAUUAGCUAAUUAUGAAAUGAUGAGGGGUGCUAAGAAAAUUACAAGUUUAUUAGGUAUUGGGGUGGAUGCUAUGAUUUUAUUUUUGGUUGUGGCUUAUUGGCAUUUUAAUUGGAAAUCUCAAUUUAUUUUAAUUACUUCUUCAUUACUUUCACCUCUAUUAUCAAUUUCUGUUGCUUUCUCGAUUAUUGGAUGGAUCGGAAUUAAAUUUAAUUCGAUAAUGCCCAUAAUGCCGUUUCUGGUUUUUGGUAUUGGGGUGGAUAAUGCCUUUUUAUUAAUACAUUCUUGGAGAAAAUGGGCUUUAAUUGAACAAAAAGGAUUAAAUGAGAAUAAAGAAUAUAAAUUUGCUCAAAGAAUGGCAAACGUUUUUGGAGAAAUGGGUUCUUCUAUAGCAAUAACUUCGUUAACCAAUGGAAUUGCUUUUGGAGUUGGUAUUUUCUCUCCAUCAUCUUUAAUGUCCAAUUUUUGUUUGUGUACUUCAAUUGCUAUAUUCUUGGAUUUUUUAUUUGAAUUUUUAAUAUUUGCACCUUGUCUCCCUUUUAUUAAAUGGAAAGCUGAAGAAAACGAGAAUACAAUAAAAAGAGAAAAUUGGCCUCUUUUUGGAAUGAUAAAAUUAAAAAAGGAAAGAUCUUCAUUUUCUUCAUCAUUUCUACGUUUUUAUUCAAAAUUUCUCGUUUCAUUUCGAGCUAAAAUAUCUGUAUUUGUACUCCUCUUCAUCUCAUAUAUUCUAGCCUAUUUUGGAAUUAAUCAAAUGGAAACCAGUUUUAUUCCAGAAAGAACAUUUCCUGGCGAUUCUCCACUUCAGGAUACAAUCAAAAUAUUUAAUAGAAUUAUGAAAUAUCAUUCUCCAAUUUCGUUUUUUGUCUUUCACCCUCCAAAUAUUUCUGAUCCUGUAGAAUUAGACAAUUUCAACAAAAUGAUUAAUAUUAUACAAAAUUUACCAAAUACUUUGCAUGUUCAAAUAUGGCUUAAUGGCUAUUUGGAAGUAAGUGAGGGAUAA